Astyanax mexicanus (Mexican tetra) is the source of this 2747-nucleotide messenger RNA. RefSeq lists its product as uncharacterized. The coding region runs from base 78 to 575 and encodes 165 amino acids. The transcript has 4 exons. NCBI's taxonomy places the organism in Eukaryota, Metazoa, Chordata, Actinopteri, Characiformes, Acestrorhamphidae. The record is from RefSeq and is a predicted model, not a curated record.
CCUCACAGCUGGAUUAAUCCAGGGCUCGGAUAUCAGGAUAUCACUGAGCAGAGGAAUACUCACUAUAUAUCAGGAAGAUGAGGAUGAGGAGGGUCCUGGUGCUGCUGGGGAUGGUCUCGCUGUGUGUCGCUCAGAAGAAGUGGACCCAGGAGACGUGGGAGAUAAGAGAUAAAUCAGCAGGUAAAAGGUGCUCUAAUCUGACGCAGGUUCUGGAUAACUGGAAAUACGCUAUAAUGCACCAGGUGAAGGACAUGCUAGUGAACGAUCACGCUUCUGUCCUACCUGAGUAUGUGAGGAUCCAGCCGCUGUCGGACGCAGUGGGAGAUCUGUAUAAGCAGUUCGACUCUCUGAAGGAGAAUUUGGCUAAACUCUCCAGUAAGUUCGACCGGGUGGAGAGCUUCGUGGACGAACUGCAGGCUGGAAAACUCCCCAAAUCCUCCUUACGGGUCGCCCCCCAGCGCCCGCCCCCCAGAACCCCCGCCAGAACCCCCCCCGCCACCAGAACCCCCGCCAGACCCGCUCAUACCGGACAGUGGGUCCGGCGGGCGAGGGCCCGGAGAGGCCCCGGCACCUAACGGACUACUGAACUACCAUCUGAUAUCAACUAUUCAGCUUUUAUAUGAGGAUAUAAUAAAGAAAUUAUAAUAUAAUAUAACAUUAUUCAUUAUAAUUACAUUAUUAUCAUUAUUAGGGAUGCAUCGAAUACGGGCCAACUAAAAUUAUUUGCAAAUAUAAGCAUUUUUUGGAUAAAGCGUGUUUGGAUGAAGUUACAAGUUAUACAAAAUAAUUUAUAGCAAACGCUGAUACUGAGAUAUACUGAGUUCUGUAUUGAUUCUGUAUUAGUUCAGUUUUUAUAUUAAACAUAAAAUAAAAUAGUUUAGUUAAAAAGCAAGAGAAAUGUAUAUUUAUGCUAUUUCAUUUUUUUAAAAUAAAGAAAAAGCAGCAAAAUUAUGAAAGACGAAAUGCUUUAUUUAGUUUGGUUUUGAUUGAUUUUGAUUUUGUCCAAAUAUGUACAUUUUUUGAUGCAUCCCUAACUGAGCCAUUCAAACAAAUAACCAUACAGUUUAUCAUCCAUUUCUGUCUGUUUUUCUAAAAAAAAAAAAAAAAAAAUCAGUUAAAUAAAUGUAUUUAAUUUUAAAUAACUUCAAUAUUAAAGGAUUAUCUAAAAAAUGGUCUAAAUAAAGCACAUUUUUAAUUGUUUAAUGUAAAAAAAAGUUCUUCAAAUUAAAGAUUGUCUUUAUGAAUAUAACUUUUAUGCUAAUAAUGUAGCAGUGGAAACAUGGGUGAUUAAUUAUAUAAUUUAUAAUAAAGAAUAUCUGAUUUCUUACACAAAAAGUGGAAAAAUGGUUGAUACUGUAUAUAGUUAUUUCUUUGAAUCGCUCGCUUGUAUUCAUUAUCACAUCUCCAGAAAUGCUAAUGCUAAAAUGCUACAAGCACUACAAAUGCUACAAGGUGGUUAGCAUCCUAGCUAGCACUGCUCAUCACUUUUUAAAAGUUUUAAUUAUGUGUUUAAUCUGUUAGGAGUAUUUUUUUGUAUUUCUGGGUGAUUAUAUAAUAUAAUGCAGGGGAGUGAAUAAAGCUUUGCGUAAAGUGAGUUUAUGAGAAUAUUUACAUAUAAAAUCAGCAGGGCUGACAAUAUUAGCUUUUAAAUAUAUUAAUUCAUAAUUACAGAUUUAGACAACACAAUUCCAUACAGAGUUUUGUAUCAUAAUCAGGAAUAUUUUGUGGUAUUUUCAUUCUUUAGAAACUUUAAACUAAGCUUAAUGUGUGUGUGUGUUAUAUUAUAUUCUGUUCUGUAUUUAAUCCGGUUAGUUAAGUUUUGGUUUCACACUGCAGUUUAAUGAUUAAGCGACUAAACUACUUUACUACAUCCUCUAGUCAUUAUUAAAGAGCCACUAAAAACCCCAUUUUUUUUGCAUUAAUACCUGAAAUGUGUUUUAGCUUUGAAGUAAUAAAACAUACCAGUCCGGUUAAAAAUGAUAUAUAAAUCUUUCUAAAUUUUAAAAAACGCUUUUAUUGUGGUUAUUUUCACCUCUGCAGCGCCCUCUCAGGUUCAGCUGUGCUAUAGAUGAGAAUGAUCACAAUAUGCAAAUCAGUCAAUAAUCAAUAAUCCAGCCCCUCCUGCUGACGUCCAAUCAUAUGUGUCCAAUCAUAUGUGUCCAAUCAUAUGUGUCACGCUACCACUAUCAGAGGCACACUGCUCAGCCCAAUCAGCUCUCUCUCCUGCCCCACCUCUAAACCCAUACAUCAUCCAGUGCCUCUCCCAAACUACUCCUCGCAUUUUUUUUUAUACAUUUUUUAACUUUGAGCUGAGGGUGGAGUCAGCUAAAAUCAGGGGUUUUAGUGGUUAUUUAUAAUUUAUUGAUUGUUUCAGGAAAUUUUACAUUACAUUUAAAAUAUCCAAAUCCACAACAUAUUACAAAAUUAUUUACAAACAUCAAAAUAAAAAUAAAAAAUGCUGAUAAAUGUCUAGAAUUCUUUUUCUUUUGAGUUCUGCUAUAACCUGUUUAAAACUACUUUCACUUGCGCUGUAUAUGAUAAAUCUGUAUCAAAUAACGACCAAAAAGAUCAGAUCUGUGCCACUUUUACCUGCAGUGUGAACGCAGCCUUAGAUACUUUUUUUCAAAAACAGUGAUUUUUUUAUUCAGAUUUAUUCAUAUUGCUUAAGUUUUCAGGUCAUGAUAAAUGUAUGAUGUAUAAUUCCAUUUCAUUUCAUACACAAUAAACAAUUUACAGUGGAAUUCUAA